AUGAACGCGACAAAGGCUGGUGACUGGAAAACUGCAAUCCAUAAAACUGUCCAGCUUUGGGGCAAGUUCGACAUCCUCGUAAAUUGGAAUAUAGGGAUCAGCUAUAUGAACAAGGUAAAUCAUCCCAGUGGUUCUCUUGCUCGAGGGUACUCGGUAACAGCCGCAUGCAGAGGACCCAUGAAGUGACCGAAGACGAGUCUGAGAAGGUCAUAGCUGUCAACGUGAAGAGCGUCUUCUUGGACAGCAACGCCUUUAUCAUCCAGGCUGAAAAGUAA
This is a messenger RNA of Clonostachys byssicola, 275 nucleotides long. NCBI's taxonomy places the organism in Eukaryota, Fungi, Ascomycota, Sordariomycetes, Hypocreales, Bionectriaceae. The record is from the annotation of a GenBank genome assembly.